Molecule: messenger RNA, 2407 nt
Organism: Cyanistes caeruleus (blue tit)
Lineage: Eukaryota; Metazoa; Chordata; Aves; Passeriformes; Paridae
Gene: METTL22
Product: methyltransferase 22, Kin17 lysine
Biological process (GO): protein methylation
Cellular component (GO): nucleus
Molecular function (GO): protein methyltransferase activity
Source: RefSeq, a predicted model, not a curated record
CACUCCCGCCGGGAAAGGGCGGGUGUGCAGCUGGCAGAAGUUAACAGAGCCGCAGAUACACAUAGACACACUGCUCCUAAAGCCUGGAGUGUUUUGAGUGGGGAUAUGUGUGAUGGCCCAGCAGGGAGCGACUGAACUGAUCACGGGUCUGGAGCAUCUCUCCUACGAGGAAAGGCUGAAGUUGAGGUUGAAUAUCCUGAUGAGUAACUUGUUGUCUGGGAGCGUGGUGGAGCUUGCACGAUCACAGCUUCUCAGAAACUGUGCUGAGGUUCCCUUGGUGAGCAGAGCUGUUACUGGAUGCCUGUAAGGGGAAGAGAAUGGAAUCCCUGUGUGGCAGCACUGCUUAAGGAACUGUUUGAGCGCUGCAGAUGUUCCUCUCACCAGCACCCCGUGGUAGAUUUCAUGGAGAAGGAGAUGGAUAACCCCACGUUUAGAAGUGACACUGUGCUGUCUGAUGUUCACUUGCACUGCCCAAGCAAAAGACACCUCAUGGUGAGACUGAACGCAGUUGGACAGCCAGUAUUCCUGUCAUAUUUCAAACUCCUUUGGAGCACAGAAGAUUUGGCAUCUGGGAAACACGUGGGAGAAAUUACCACAGGAAGAGAACACCAGUGCAGAAGUGGAGAUGAACUGUGUGACAAGGACAGGAGUAACAUAAAAAAAGGAGAAUUAAAUAGUGAAGGAGUAGAAGCUCUGCUAGAUGAUGAUGGAGACUUGGAAGUGGUCAGAAGGCCUCGAAGUGCCUCUGAUUUGCAAGCAGAGGAUCUUUUGAGAGAUAUAGUGUGCCCUGUAAUUCUGAUGAAAGGGAAAGAAGAUGCUUUUGAAGAUGAAGAGCAGGAGUGUACCCGCAGUGAUGUUGUUAAAAUAGAACACACUAUGGCAACCCCCUUAGAAGACGUUGGUAAACAAGUCUGGCGUGCUGCCUUCCUCCUGGCUGAUUACAUUCUCUUUCAAAGGGACACGUUCAGGUGCUGCUCAGUGCUGGAGCUUGGAGGUGGCACUGGAAUUACCAGCAUUAUCAUGGGGACAGUUGCCAGGAGAGUUUAUUGCACAGAUGUUGGUGAAGACCUUCUGGCCAUGUGUGAGCAAAAUGUUGCAUUGAACAAACACCUAAUGGAGCCAGGAGGAGGGGAAAUUAAAGUCAAAGAACUGGAUUGGCUGAAAGAUGAAUUCUGCACUGAUCCUGAAGCUCCUUAUAGCUGGUCUGAAGAAGAGAUUGCUGAUUUGCUUGAUCGCUGUUCUGUGAUAAUGGCAGCUGAUGUGUUCUAUGAUGAUGACCUGACAGAUGCUUUGUUCAGAACCCUGUAUAGAAUCACACACAACUUGAGAAAUUCUUGUACAGUUUAUUUAGCACUGGAAAAGAGGCUGAACUUCACUUUAAGACAUAUGGAUGUUACAUGUGAAGCCUACAGCCACUUUAGAAAUACUCUGAAUGAUUUGGAGAACCUCCAAGAUGGAAAAAUGAAAUAUACAGCGGAGCCCAUUAAACUUGAUUUCUGCCAGUUCCUUGUUUAUGAGCGAAUUGAGCAGUUGGAAUUGUGGAAGAUCAUGGCUGAACACCUAACAUGACAGGCCCACAAGAAAAGAGAUCUUUACCCAAGGAGAAGGGCUAUUUUGAUGUUCUGUUAAGGAUUUUCAUCCCAAGAAGAGCAUCUUCCUGGUGGAAUUGUGUUCUCAGAAAUUAUUGCAAUGCAGUUUUGCUUUACUUUUUUGGUUUUGGCACUGCAUUUCUUGGACUUGUGCACUUGCACAUGAUUUCUUUGAUGUUUCUGAGUACCUGCUGGAUGCCAGACAGUGGCAGUGACACGGUGACUUGCUCUUUGGGAUUGAUGACUUCACUUUUAGAGUCUGGCAAAGAAGUAUUUCACCUUUGCCAUAUGGCUGAUUUGCAGAUGUCGUGCAUUUCCCUUUUUAGUUUACACAACAUGGACACUGUUCUCAAUCUUAUCCCAGUUCCACACAUUAUUUGUAUUUGUGGACACUUGUGAAACAAUGUUCUGGACAAAACUUGUUUGUCAUGAAUUAAACAUUCUUUAAGACAUUUGUUUAUGAAACUUGGCCCUUAAUUGUCAGUUUGUCCUAUAUAAAUCUCUCUAGUUUAGGGCCACUGUCUGAAUUGAAAGGAGACAAGAUGCAUUUUGUUUCAGCCUCUAAAAAUACUCCACAGGGUUUUUGGAGUAUAGGACAUCAACCCUAUAUUGUCUUGCAGGAAUUCUAAGCUACUCUGUCCUAGGCAGGUUGAGGGUGAGAAGGUACCAGAUGAAGGGAGAUAUUACAGCUCUUAAGAUAUUUGGAAUUGUAUCCUCAAUAACAUACAUGUGAGGCUGGGGGUAGGGAAUGUCUUGCCCACACAAAAGGAAACCUCCAAUAUCUUACUUCUGGAUUAAAAUAAAACAUAUUUAUUAAA